AUGACAUCUCGGGCGCCGAAUCCAUCGACGGGAUCGCGCAAGAUUUCUUUCAAUGUUUCAGAACAAUAUGAUAUUCAAGAUGUAGUUGGAGAGGGAGCGUAUGGUGUCGUGUGCUCUGCACUUCAUAAACCCUCCGGUCAAAAGGUUGCUAUCAAGAAAAUCACUCCCUUCGACCACUCUAUGUUCUGCCUGCGUACACUGCGUGAGAUGAAACUCCUCCGAUAUUUCAAUCAUGAAAACAUCAUCUCCAUUCUCGAUAUUCAGAAGCCUCGGAGCUAUGAAACAUUCACGGAAGUGUAUCUCAUCCAGGAGCUUAUGGAAACUGAUAUGCACCGUGUGAUUCGUACCCAAGACUUAUCCGAUGACCAUUGCCAAUACUUCAUCUACCAGACUCUCCGUGCGCUUAAAGCUAUGCACUCUGCAAACGUUCUUCACCGAGAUCUCAAGCCCUCCAACUUGCUUCUUAAUGCCAACUGCGAUCUGAAAGUCUGUGAUUUUGGGCUAGCUCGUUCGGCUGCCUCUCAAGAGGAUAACUCCGGUUUCAUGACAGAAUAUGUUGCUACCCGCUGGUACCGCGCGCCUGAAAUCAUGUUGACCUUCAAAGAAUACACAAAGGCUAUUGAUGUCUGGUCUGUUGGUUGCAUUUUGGCUGAGAUGUUGAGCGGAAAGCCUUUGUUCCCGGGAAAGGACUACCACCACCAGCUCACCCUUAUCUUGGAUGUACUUGGCACCCCAACCAUGGAGGAUUACUACGGCAUCAAGUCGCGCCGUGCUCGCGAGUACAUCCGCUCUUUACCCUUCAAGAAGAAGGUUCCUCUCCGCUCCUUGUUCCCCAAAACUUCCGACCUGGCACUGGAUCUCCUUGAGAAGCUUUUGGCAUUCAACCCCGUGAAACGUAUCACCGUUGAUGAGGCUCUUCAGCACCCUUACUUAGAGCCGUACCACGACCCCGAGGAUGAGCCAACCGCAAACCCAAUUCCAGAGGAGUUCUUCGACUUUGACAAAAAUAAGGACAAUCUAAGCAAAGAGCAACUCAAGCAGCUAAUCUAUGAAGAAAUCAUGCGCUAA
Lachnellula hyalina is the source of this 1068-nucleotide messenger RNA. RefSeq names its product Mitogen-activated protein kinase (gene MAPK). The record is from RefSeq and is a predicted model, not a curated record. Gene Ontology annotation, biological process: protein phosphorylation; intracellular signal transduction. Gene Ontology annotation, molecular function: ATP binding; MAP kinase activity. The transcript has 4 exons. Gene Ontology annotation, cellular component: cytoplasm; nucleus. NCBI's taxonomy places the organism in Eukaryota, Fungi, Ascomycota, Leotiomycetes, Helotiales, Lachnaceae. The coding region runs from base 1 to 1068 and encodes 355 amino acids.